Molecule: messenger RNA, 1667 nt
Organism: Dunckerocampus dactyliophorus (ringed pipefish)
Lineage: Eukaryota; Metazoa; Chordata; Actinopteri; Syngnathiformes; Syngnathidae
Gene: pheta2
Product: PH domain containing endocytic trafficking adaptor 2
Exons: 4
Coding region: 409-1152 (247 amino acids)
Biological process (GO): endosome organization; retrograde transport, endosome to Golgi; receptor recycling
Cellular component (GO): trans-Golgi network; recycling endosome; early endosome
Source: RefSeq, a predicted model, not a curated record
UGAUUCUGUCCUAAAUGAGGACUGACUGAGGGCUUGACAGCCAGCUUUGCACCACGUGACAAAUAAAGUAACUCAAGUGUGACACAGAAUGCAGAAGCGGGCGAGCAUCACUUCCAGGUGACACUUUUUUUUUCCGUAGAGCCUGGGUCCCAUCGAUCAGCCCAAGCAGAGAGAAGACAACGUGUCAGGCUUGUGUUACCAGGAAGUGGGUCGAGUUAUUUAUAUUUCAACACUCGUCUUCUGGCACCGGCGCAGGAAGUAACCUGAAACUUUAAAUUCAAACAUUGUGCGGGUUUUAGACAGGAGUGUGUGUUUCACAGCGAGGGACGAAGCGGAGCGUAGAAACAAUGUAAGGAAUGCAAGGUGUUUUAAUGAAGGUGUGAAAGAGACCAGCACGGGCUGAGCGUGAUGAAGAUCCACAAGAAGAUUGUGAGUCACUACCUGUCGUGCACCUCCCCGGUUGACAAAGAAGGAUAUCUUUUGAAAAAGAAGACCAGAAACGACACCUACCAGCGGCGCUGGCUGGUCCUGAAGGCCAACCUGCUCUUUUACCAGGAGCGGCCCGCCGACCGCCACCUGCUGGGGGUCAUCGUGCUAGAGGGCUGCGCAGUGCGACGCUCCGACUCAGAUGGUCGCUUUGCCUUCUGCCUGCUCUUCCAGGGCGCCGGGCUGAAGAGCUACAGCUUUUCGGCGGGAGACGAGGACACUGUGGAGAGCUGGGUGAGGGCGUUGCUGUCGGCCAGUCACCGUUACCUCUCGCUGAUACUCCGAGACCUGCACAGGCAGUACGAAGAAGCCAAACAUCACCAGGGUUCCAGUGAGUCUGCCGCCAGCACCCUGAACCAGAACCCGGUCCAGCACUGGUGGCCACCAGCAACAUCAGGCAAUGAGGGGAGGAGCUCCGUCUUCUCAACAGCCACUAAAAAGUCCCCCAAACUGUGGGCCAGGAGAAAUGCCCACAUCACGCCCCUAAACUGGCCGGCACCGCAAUACGGCGAGUGGCCUUUGCUCGGUUCCGGUCCACCGGACGACUUCAGCAAACUGCACGACCACUACGGCCAAGAGGUGAUGAAGGUUCGAGAAGAAUGGCUGAAGAGUCGGCAGGCGGCUCCGGAGGAAAGCGUCGAAGGAGAUCUUAUCCAGCUGGAGUGAAAGAAAGAGGAAGCGAGAUGGAAAAAAAACGGAACUUGGCAUUUCGUCUUUGCGAGCAGCUCCGAUGAUAACAUUUUCAGCUAGUUGCUAACAUCAACAUGCUAACGUUCAAACGUCUAGGACAGGGGUGUCCAAACUUUUUUUCAGCGAGGACUGCAUACAGAAACACUGCAAAUUUAUAGGCAUAUGUUUUUUUUUAAAUUUUAUUUUGUACAUUAAAGAUGCUCCAAACAAUUCAACCUAGGUCAAUAUAUGCUAAACUAGCUGAACAAAACGUCCACAUUUUAGCUUUGUGUUAUAGCUGACAAAGCAAAUUAGUGUAAUAUCUAAUAUUAUAUCUCGUUAAGUCACAAUAUCCCGUAAAUAAAAUCAGACGUAAAAACAAGUACAGCUGAUGGUAGUCUUCUGUUUUUCUAGCCUUUUAGUGCACAAAGUGCUGGAAAGUAUUGCCGUGCGAAUCAAUACUGUAACAUCCAUGCCUCUGAUACCAGCUCUUUACACUCUGGCAUCGAUGA